Messenger RNA from Chrysochloris asiatica (Cape golden mole), 3977 nucleotides. RefSeq names its product SMG7 nonsense mediated mRNA decay factor (gene SMG7). The transcript is spliced from 22 exons. Gene Ontology annotation, cellular component: telomerase holoenzyme complex. Lineage: Eukaryota; Metazoa; Chordata; Mammalia; Afrosoricida; Chrysochloridae. Gene Ontology annotation, molecular function: telomerase RNA binding; telomeric repeat DNA binding; protein binding. Gene Ontology annotation, biological process: nuclear-transcribed mRNA catabolic process, nonsense-mediated decay. Bases 210 to 3650 code for a protein of 1146 amino acids. The record is from RefSeq and is a predicted model, not a curated record.
AGGAGCCGGAGGAGAGGAAGAUGGCGGCGGCCGCCAGCACCCGCGGUGCCGCGGGGCCGCUCCGAGGAGCCUGAGAGACCCACGGACGCUUCGCGGGAAGACGAGGCGGCGGAGGAUGAGCCUGCAGAGCGCGCAGUAUCUCCGAUUCUAAGCUGGGUCCAGCUGAGGUCUGGACAUCUCGGCAGGCUCUGCAGGACCUGUACCAGAAAAUGCUCGUUACUGAUUUGGAAUAUGCUUUAGACAAGAAAGUAGAACAGGAUCUCUGGAAUCAUGCCUUUAAGAAUCAGAUCACAACACUACAAGGCCAGGCAAAGAAUCGAGCAAACCCAAAUCGGAGUGAAGUUCAGGCAAAUCUUUCUCUGUUCCUAGAGGCAGCUAGUGGCUUCUAUACUCAGUUACUACAAGAGCUGUGUACAGUGUUUAAUGUAGAUUUACCAUGCCGUGUGAAGUCUUCCCAACUGGGGAUUAUCAGCAAUAAACAGACGCAUACCAGCGCCAUAGUGAAGCCACAGUCUAGCUCCUGUUCCUAUAUCUGCCAGCACUGCCUCGUCCACCUUGGAGACAUUGCUCGAUACAGAAACCAGACCAGCCAGGCAGAGUCCUACUAUAGGCAUGCAGCUCAGCUUGUCCCCUCCAAUGGUCAGCCUUACAAUCAGUUGGCUAUUUUAGCUUCUUCCAAAGGAGACCAUUUGACCACAAUUUUCUACUACUGCAGAAGUAUUGCUGUGAAGUUCCCUUUCCCAGCUGCCUCCACUAAUCUACAAAAAGCACUUUCUAAAGCACUGGAAAGCCGGGAUGAGGUGAAAACCAAAUGGGGUGUUUCUGACUUCAUCAAGACCUUUAUUAAAUUCCACGGUCAUGUAUACCUGAGUAAGAGCUUGGAGAAGUUGAGCCCUCUUCGAGAGAAAUUGGAAGAACAGUUUAAGAGAUUGCUAUUCCAAAAAGCUUUCAACUCUCAGCAGUUGGUGCAUGUCACUGUCAUUAACCUGUUUCAACUUCACCACCUUCGUGACUUUAGCAAUGAAACAGAGCAACAUAGUUAUAGCCAAGAUGAGCAGCUGUGUUGGACACAGUUGCUGGCCCUUUUUAUGUCUUUUCUUGGCAUCCUGUGCAAGUGUCCGCUCCAGAACGAGUCUCAGGAAGAGUCCUACAAUGCCUACCCUCUUCCUGCGCUCAAGGUCUCCAUGGACUGGCUGAGACUGAGACCCAGGGUUUUUCAGGAGGCAGUGGUGGAUGAAAAACAGUACAUUUGGCCCUGGCUAAUUUCUCUUCUAAAUAGUUUCCAUCCCCAUGAAGAGGAUCUCUCCAGUACUAAUGCCACCCCACUUCCAGAAGAGUUUGAGUUGCAAGGAUUCUUGGCUUUGAGACCUUCUUUCAGGAACUUGGAUUUUUCCAAAGGCCACCAGGGUAUUACAGGAGACAAAGAGGGUCAGCAACAACAAAUACGGCAACAGCGUUUGAUCUCUGUCGGCAAAUGGAUUGCUGAUAAUCAGCCAAGGCUGAUUCAGUGUGAAAAUGAGGUAGGGAAAUUGUUGUUUAUCACAGAAAUCCCAGAGUUAAUACUGGAAGACCCCAGUGAAGCCAAAGAGAACCUUAUUCUUCAAGAAACGUCUAUAAUAGAGUCAGUGUCUGCAGACGGGAGCCCAGGACUGAAAUCAGUGCUGUCUUCAGGCCGAAAUCUAAGCAACAGCUGUGACUCAGGAGAGAAACCAAUGGUCACCUUCAAAGAGAACAUUAAACCACGAGAAGUGAACAGAGACCAAGGAAGAAGUUUUCCUCCCAAAGAGGUGAGAAGGGACUAUAGCAAAGGAAUAACUGUAACUAAGAAUGAUGGAAAGAAGGACACCACCAAGAGGAAAACUGAAACCAAGAAAUGCACCUUAGAAAAGUUACAGGAAACAGGAAAGCAGAAUGUGGCAGUGCAGGUAAAAUCCCAGGCAGAAUUAAGAAAGACUCCAGUGUCUGAAGCCAGGAAAACACCUGUAACUCAAACCCCAAGUCAAGCAAGCAACUCCCAGUUCAUCCCCAUUCAUCACCCUGGAGCCUUCCCUCCUCUUCCUAGCCGGCCAGGGUUCCCGCCCCCAACAUAUGUUAUCCCCCCUCCUGUGGCAUUUUCUAUGGGCUCAGGUUAUACCUUCCCAGCUGGUGUUUCUGUCCCAGGAACCUUUCUUCAGCCUACAGCUCACUCUCCAUCAGGAAACCAGGUGCAAGCUGGGAAACAGUCCCACAUUCCUUACAGCCAGCAACGGCCCUCUGGACCAGGGCCAAUGAACCAGGGACCUCAACAAUCACAGCCACCUUCUCAGCAACCCCUUACAUCUCUACCAGCUCAACCAACAACAGCACAGUCUACAAGCCAGUUGCAGGUUCAAGCUCUAGCUCAGCAACAACAGUCCCCUACAAAAGCUAUGCCAGCUUUGGGGAAAAGCCCUCCUCACCACUCUGGAUUCCAGCAGUACCAACAGGCAGACCCCUCCAAACAACUGUGGAAUCCCCCUCAGGUUCAAGGCCCAUUAGGGAAAAUCAUGCCUGUGAAACAGCCCUACUACCUUCAGACCCAAGACCCCAUAAAACUGUUUGAGCCCUCAUUGCAACCUCCUAUAAUGCAGCAGCAGCCUCUAGAGAAAAAAAUGAAGCCUUUUCCCAUGGAGCCAUAUAACCACAAUCCCUCAGAAGUCAAGGUCCCAGAAUUCUACUGGGAUGCUUCCUACAACAUGGCUGAUAACAGAGCUGUCAUGGCACAGCAGGCAAACAUGGACCGCAGGGGCAAACGGUCACCAGGAGUCUUCCGACCAGAACAGGAUCCUGUGCCCAGGAUGUCAUUUGAGGACCCCAAGAGCUCCCCUCUGCUUCCUCCGGACCUGUUAAAGAGUCUGGCUGCCUUGGAGGAAGAGGAAGAGCUGAUUUUUUCUAACCCUCCUGAUCUUUACCCAGCUCUGUUGGGGCCUCUCGCCUCUCUUCCUGGACGGAGUCUCUUUAAAUCCUUAUUGGAGAAGCCCACAGAACUCAUGUCACAUUCAUCUUCUUUCCUGUCCCUCACUGGAUUCUCUCUCAAUCAGGAAAGAUACCCAAAUAAUAGUGUGUUCAAUGAGGUAUAUGGGAAAAACCUGACAACCAGUUCCAAAGCAGAACUAACUCCCGCAAUGGCCCCCCAGGAAACGUCCUUGUACUCUCUUUUUGAAGGGACACCGUGGUCUCCAUCACUUCCUGCCAGUUCAGAUCACUCAACACCAGCCAGCCAGUCUCCUCAUUCAUCCAAUCCAAGCAGUUUGCCAAGCUCUCCUCCAACACACAACCAUAAUUCUGUUCCAUUCUCCAACUUUGGACCCAUUGGGACUCCAGAUAACAGGGAUAGGAGGAUCGCAGAUCGAUGGAAAACAGAUAAGCCAGCCAUGGGUGGGUUUGGCAUUGAUUAUCUCUCAGCAACUUCAUCCUCUGAGAGCAGUUGGCAUCCGGCCAGCACUCCAAGUGGCACAUGGGCAGGCCAUGGCCCCUCCAUGGAGGAUUCCUCUGCUGUCCUCAUGGAAAGUCUAAAGUCGAUCUGGUCCAGCUCCAUGAUGCACCCUGGACCUUCCGCUCUGGAGCAGCUGCUAAUGCAGCAGAAGCAGAAACAGCAGCGGGGACAAGGCACCAUGAACCCACCACACUGAGGCCAGAGCGGCAACCUGAGAACGAAGGUUCCAUAAACCAUGGCAUGUUGGGCUUGCAGGACUGGCCCACACAGUCCCCUGCAGGUGGCAGCCCUCUUUUCUGUUCCUUGCUGUCAAGAGGGUGUAAGUGUUCCACCAGCCCGCUGAGUGUGCACGAAAUGUCCGCAGUGCAACAAAAAGAAAAACCAUCAGGAACUCUCCGUCCCCCCGGGGCCUUCCGGAGGGAGAGAGGAACUGCUGUUUGUCUCACUCAGUUACCUGACAUUACUGCCUCUCACCUUCUCCAUUGUGCAUGUCCCCAGCCACAUGGGAAGUGAAAGCUGAGAA